ACAUGCGCACGAAGGAUAACCAUAAUAAACAAUCAUGUCGGCGGACGAGGAUACCGAAUUAAGAGAUCUUGUAGCCCAAACCCUUGAAACAAAUGGUGUAUUGGGCAAAAUAAGGGCACAGCUUCGAGCUAGUGUUUUUCUUGCAUUGGAAGAGCAAGAACAAAGUCAGGACAAGUCUUUUGCCAAUCCUGCUUUGAAACAGUAUUUAACGACAAAAGAAGGUCAAGCAGUUGCUGGGCUAGUCCGGGAGUUCCUCGAGUACUUCAAUUUAGACUACACCUUAGCUGUUUUUGAACCGGAAGCAGGCAUAGGGCCAAAUAAAGGUGAUAGACAGCAGCUAGCCCGAGAGUUAAAUAUUAUCGAGUCUGAUGGUCCCCCAAAAGGGCCUCUUCUAAGUGCUGUAGUAUCAGGGAGCAAACCAACCGUACCUCAAACAAAAGCAUCGGAUGAACUGACACCUGCCCAAAUAGCUGCAGCGGAACAGAAAUUUAAUUAUUAUGACAAGAAUCACAGUGGGGACAUAGAUAAGAACGAGCUGCGGGAACUCUUUCUUGAUAUUUGUCCGGGGUUUAACAGAAAUAUGAUAGAGAGAUAUGUGAAUGAGGAAUUCAAAGCAACGGACACCGAUUUUAGCAGUUCCAAAUUGAAUGCCUCACGUAUAAGUUUUGAAGAGUUCCUAGGGAUGUACAAGAGACUGUUUGUACAGUGCAAGACGGUCGUUUCUGGGGAGGUGUCAGAUUUGGUUAAUUCUCACAAGACAAUUGAAAGAAAGGAGUUUGUGGAAUCUAGGAAUCAGCGCAACCUUCAGUCCAACUUGAAUGACCAGCGGAAGAAGCAGAAUGUGGAGACGGACCUGCUGGGCGGCAGUGACGUGGAGAUAGAAGAUCCGUUUUUUGACGACCCGGUUCCACAUAGCUCAGGACUUAAAGGACUUGGAACCGUGGCUGAGACUUCUGUCGAUAGUCGCCGAGGCAUGGGCGCCAGACCUUCACAAAUUCCCGUCUACUCCCCCCUCCGCAGUGCCAACAGCAGCGUCAGCAGCGACAGUGGGAAGGAUGGCAAACCGUCUGUAAAUGGGUCAGGUCAAGGUCACAGCUUGCAGUCCUCUCUCUCAGGUCUCCCCAAUCUUGCUCCGUCCAAAACACGCAAAUCACUGGAAAGCGAGGAAGAGAAUUUACGAGCGAUGGACAGAGGCAUGGCGGACUUAGGUCUGGACGGUGAUUUUGAUUAUGAUGAUGACUUCCAGAGCUCGGGUCACAGUUUAACCAAGAGUCCUCACACUAUAAGUAAAUCAGAACAACGAUCUGAGCAGAACGGCAGUAUAGCAGAGGAAAUAGAAGAAGAAAUCGAUGACAUAUCUAUUGAAGCUGAUGACUUGUUACGCAGUGAAAGAAGUGGGUUUGAUGACAUGACAACAGACAGAACGAUUUCUCAACAAGAUGGUUUUGAUUACGUAGAAGACCUGCAGUCCCCGCGGUGAAGUGCGUCCAGGAGGCAACACCGAACGUGAUAUUAUCAGACAUAUUUAUCUAGUCUAGGUCCCACUUUACAAGUAACUUUGUCUGCGGGAGGAUGCCGGUAAAACAUAUGAGUAAUCAAGUUGCCAGUAGUGGGUCGAAGGUCAAAACACCUUACACACACAAAUGAUGUUGCCAAACUCAUCCCGGACCAGUUGCUGGUCUUGUCUCAAACAUUUCAUGUGGUGCAUGGCUAACAUGUUCAAAGGAACAUCUAAUUCCUGCCAUUAUUUCAUCAUCGAAAGCUUGAAUACUAAUCUUCUUUUACUUUCAUAUCUAUUUGAUUUUCUAAAAUAUAAGUGCAUAAUCUAUAGAAUUUUAUGUAUUGUUAGAUAGAAAUAACAAAAUAUGUUCUGAAUCUGUAUUUAUGUAGAUGCAAUAUAGUGUGUUAUUUAUCAAAAAUUAUCAAGAGUGUUUAUCAAAAAAACAAUAUUUUUUGCAUUUUGUUAUGUUGUCGUUCCAAUUUUCCCUACUCUUUCAAGGGAUUAAAUUUUUAGAAUAAAACAAAAACUGUAAUUUUCAUAGGUAUGCCCAAAUAAAAACUGCCAUGUUAACUUUUUAUACUCUUCUUUGUAGACUGUAUCCGUGUGUAAUGUUUUUGAAAUGCAUUUUUAGUUUAUUGUGAUUAUUGGUACUUUAUUAUGCAGCCCAAUUUGAAUUUUCACUGUUUUCACUGCAGGUCAAAACUGUGAAAUUUCACUUGCAGUGAAUUUAAGUUCGCCAUAACCAUUUUAUAGAAAGGAUUUUAAAAGAAAUCAUAAAUUCAAAACUGUGAAAUCAGCAGUGAAUUUAAUUAAACUGUAACCAUUAUAGAAAAUGAAUGUUAAAAAAAAUCACGAGUUUAGAACUGUGAAAUGGAUAUAAACAUAAAAUCGUGAAAAUAACAAGGAAAUUGAAAAUCUGGGUACACUUGUUCUUGGAUUAUUGUGAAAUUUGAAUUACUUGUACGUGUUACCUGAUUCUUUAAGGGGCACAUGUUGAAUGGGUUUUUUAUAGCAAUGCAUUUGUUAAUUAUGCAAUAUGUGGUUGUUAAUUAAUUUCUAUGUUGUGCGACAUAUUUAUGCGAUUUGUUUUUUAUUUAGUCAUAUGUUGUGUUUUGUAUCAAUUAGGAUAUUUUUUUUUUUAAUUUUAGGUGGGCUUCAUUGAUAACAAUCUGUCAAAUUGUUUUUUCUAAAAAGUGUUCUAGUUCAUCAAAGCAUCAAAACAUGAAUACAUAAAAUUUUAUAAAAAUUACAGGCCAGUGGUCGUUUGGCUACGAUUUUCUUUUUUAUACCGAACGAAAGAAUAAAUGUCAUCAGUCUUGGGAUCACUGUCAAAAUCAUAUGGCACAAAGAAUUUGAUGCAAAAAUAAUGAUCAUAAUUCUGGUCCUGAAAUUUAAAUGUUCUGCGAUUGCCAUGAAAUCUAGUAAUUUCCAUGUAGAGGAAGUCGGAAUUCUUUUACUGCCAAACUGAUUCCAUGUCAAAAAGUGGGCCAUUUUUACUUUAUUAUCAUUAUUUAUGUUUUUUUAUUUUCUUUUUACAUUUUUCUUUAAAACUUUCAAGGCAGUUUUUAUUAAAUAUAGAUAUUCCACGUGAUAACUAAAGAAUUACAGAAUGUUUGAUGUUGUAUAUUAUGCAAUGUUGAAAAUAUACAAAUUAAGGAUGGAUUCUUGUCACUAUUCAGACGUAUUAGACGGUAUCCGCCAUAUGUGCGUUUAUCGUCUUCAGAUAGAAAACCUUUGGGUCAUGAAGGGAUGUUGCCGUUUCACUUGUAUUUGUAACAUUUAACACUAACUUGGGGUCUGGGGAACUUUAUUUACGGGGGUAUUAUAUUGUUGGAGGGGUCAGUGGCAUAGUAAAAUAGCAUUUUAUUUCAUCAAUUGAAAAAUUCCAAAUUGCUGACUUUAGUCUCCUGGAGAACAAAAUCACAGCAAGAAAAAUAUUUUUAAAACAAUGGAAAGGUGUCAUAACUGACAAGAAUAACAGGGAAUAGUCAAUUCCUGUGAUGUCGUGACCUUGCUACCCCACUUAUAUGCCAUACCCAAUAUUUUCUCGAAAAAAUUGUAUCCAUCACACAUUGAUAAACCUGUACAAAACUAUUCAUUGUAGUAAAAGAAAAAAAAAGAUUAUAAUAUGGAUUUUGUUAUUAGCAGAGAAACAUUGCCAUUUUCACAAAGUAUUUCAAAUGCAACUGUCUUCAUUUUUUUUUUCUAGUUUUCAACGAGUCUUAAGCAAUUGCUUUCAUGUUAUUUUUAAAAGAUUCUUAUGAGCAGAAGGUCCAAAUGCAUAUAACCAUAGAUAUAUCUAUGAUAUAUAUAUAUAUAUAUAAACACACACACAUACAGACACACACACGUGUAUGUUUUAGUGAUAGGUUUCUGAAUAAUUGUAUCGUUCUCAAUCCGUGUCUCUGUAGCAGAUCUAUGCAUUGUUACAUAAGUAUCAUUUGUUAAUUCAUCGACUACAAUUGAUCUGGUAUAUAUGAUGCAUAAAUAAAGUUUAUUUUGAUAGAA
This is a messenger RNA of Ostrea edulis (European flat oyster), 4009 nucleotides long. RefSeq names its product centrosomal protein 43-like. Lineage: Eukaryota; Metazoa; Mollusca; Bivalvia; Ostreida; Ostreidae. The transcript has 17 exons. Gene Ontology annotation, molecular function: protein binding; calcium ion binding. The record is from RefSeq and is a predicted model, not a curated record. Gene Ontology annotation, cellular component: centrosome. Bases 35 to 1480 code for a protein of 481 amino acids. Gene Ontology annotation, biological process: microtubule anchoring.